AUGUCAGCGGACCUCUUUGCAGAAUUUGGUGCAUCUUCAACCCCAAAGGCAUCUCAGCAAAAGCAGCCUGGGGGCCCGAAUGCGACGUCGUUCGGCUUUUUUGAUGACUUCACGGCAACACCAGCUUCUACCCAAACAGCACCACAGCCUACCGCACUCGCGAGCAGCACGCAACAAGACGAUGGCGAUAAUGAUGAUUGGGGUGACUUCGAAGGCGGUGCUUCGUCUUUCGAAAAGCCUCCUCUUGUGAAACAGGAUUCAUUCGCGUUUGUAGCGGCUCAAGCGACCAGAGCACGUGCACCAACAUUGCCAGCAACCUUGGAAAACGACGACUUCUUCUCUCAUUCAACACCACGCGUCGCACAGACAACGUGGCAGAGAGCACCUAUUGUGAAAGCGAAAAAGUCCACGGAUCCUAGCGUUUUGUUCGACGCAGAAGAUGACUUUGGCAACGACGAUUUUGGAGACUUUGAAGGAACGGAAUCGGCUCCUACGCAGCCUAUUGCUGCACCAACAAGUUCUACGGGAAUAGCAGAUCUGCUCGAAGACUUGGAUUUGUCCCAACCUACGGUUCCCCCUAGCAUCCAACAGAAUGCUACAAGCCACAAGACUUCAACAUCAACCUCUCUGAAAAGCCCCAUCGGCGGGUUUGGGUCCGUAGCUCCGAAUCAACAUGCAAAAGCUACCACUGCCCCUCCAGCCCCGAAAGAAGAAGAAUCGUGGGAUACCUUCGACGACUGGGAAGCAUCUAUUCCUACCAAGGCACCGGCAAGGGAUCCCGCAAGACCGCCGCCUCAGAAGAAGGCCGACCUUGCUCCUAAGAAGACUAUUAAGCCAAAUUAUGUGACCUCAGCACCGCCCAUCUUGUCACCCACAUUCGACGAUCCGCAUCCCGGCGAGCUACCACCAACGAACGUCCCACCACCAGCAGUACUACUUACUCUAUUUCCUCCACUCUUUGCCGACGCUCAGGAGAAACUGUUCAAGCCCAUGGCAGCGCAAACGCUCCCAAUGCGCAACAAAGUGCUAGCGGAGCCCGCAACGAUUACUUACCUCGAAGGUUACAUCAUGCUAGCUUCCGUCGCAGCUCACAUAAUAGCCGGCCGCAAGCUGCGCUGGAAAAGGGACCAGCAUCUCUCGCAAGGCAUGCGCAUAGGACCCGCAUCCUCACGGGCCACUUCGGGGAUGAAGCUCUCCAGCAUCGAUAAGAGCGAGAACAUGAAAGAGGAGCGUGAAGCAUCAGACGUGGUGCGAGCGUGGAAGGACCAAGUAGGCAGGUUACGGCAUGUUGUCUCAGCCGCAAACCAGAUCAGGGCUGGUUCGUUAGGCGCGGUGCCAGAUAUCCAGGAAACUAUGCCUGUCAAGGUGUUGAAACAGGGCGAAGGUGGCGUGCCGGCGAAGGAGCCGUGUAUGCUGUGCGGCUUGAAGAGAGAUGAGCGGGUGGGUGCUGUGGAUCAGGGCGCCGAGGAUAGCUUUGGGGAGUGGUGGGUUGAGCAGGUUAAUAUGCAUCGUAGUUGUCAGAACUUCUGGGGUGAACACAAGGAUCUGCUUAGGCAGCGAUGA
This is a messenger RNA of Didymosphaeria variabile, 1563 nucleotides long. RefSeq lists its product as uncharacterized. The transcript is spliced from 4 exons. Lineage: Eukaryota; Fungi; Ascomycota; Dothideomycetes; Pleosporales; Didymosphaeriaceae. The coding region runs from base 1 to 1563 and encodes 520 amino acids. The record is from RefSeq and is a predicted model, not a curated record.